Molecule: messenger RNA, 314 nt
Organism: Cladocopium goreaui
Lineage: Eukaryota; Dinophyceae; Suessiales; Symbiodiniaceae
Source: the annotation of a GenBank genome assembly
GAGUUGGAUGGGAUGGCUGCGAUAUUCCCACUGACAAGUACACCUACUCCAUUGCCAGCCAGAUCGAAGUGACUGAUGAAAAGGGUGUUGAUGAGUCAAGUGAUGGCCGUGUUGCAGCACUUUUGGCCUGGAUUCCUCAAAAAAAAAUCCAUGGUGACGACAACCAGGUCACUUGCUUUGAGGAAGUUGUUUAUUUUGUGAAAGAUGACCCUGUUAUCGUCAAUGGUCCUGCGAUGUGGCAGGCCACAAUCCGUGUCUUUAGCGUUUGGGAGCAGGAGGAACAGCUAAUUAGCUUCAAACUGAAGAAGGAGUGA